AUGGGAGGGCAUCAGAACGCGCACAAGAAGGAGCGGAUGAAGAAGAAGCGGCUCCAGCUACAAGCCAGGCGCGCCACCGUCAGCAGCUUCUACCUUCACGCGCCGCCUAACCCGACGACGGCGGCGGCCCGGUGGUUCUACGAACCGGCUACCUCGUCGUGCGAUAUUGAUGAUGAGAUUGGCGGCGGCGGCCGUCAGAUUAGCUUUACCCAUCGUCCGGAUUAUUUCUCUGGGUACGAUGUUAGUAAUAAUGAUGAGCAUCGGGGCGGCGGGUUUACUUUGACGCAUCAUCGUCCCGUCGGCGGUGGUGGUCGGAGGUCGGGGAAGGCGGCGGCGGCGGCCGGUUCCAGGGGCGGAACUGAUUAUUUGGAUCUGGAGUUGGGGCUGAGGUUACAAUAG
Linum tenue is the source of this 399-nucleotide messenger RNA. The record is from the annotation of a GenBank genome assembly. NCBI's taxonomy places the organism in Eukaryota, Viridiplantae, Streptophyta, Magnoliopsida, Malpighiales, Linaceae.